ACUCACCGGGACAUAACCGAGGUAACCUACCAUCUCUCUGGUGAUCUUGUACCUGACAUAUAUAAGAAAGAUGGCUUCCCCUGGAAUAGCUCACUUACAUCUCGCCUCCCAUUCCGCUGAUCGCUACCCCUUCCUGCCAAGUCACCACGACAACAUCACAAUUGUUAUCACCAUCCCACAACAACAUGGAUGAGGCACUACCCGCCCCCCAACCUACCCACUCAUCCCCGACAAUACCUCCAGAGCAUAACCUCCACUAUGCCACCACCACCACAACCACUCCGUCGGGCAGCCACCCGGCCGCCCACGCACCACCCCACCACCGCGCCUCCACCUCCAGCUCGCACCGGGCCCGAAGGUCCAGCUCCACAAAGGCGGCGCGCGACCCGAACCUAGACAUCAACCUGCCGUACCGCACCCUGACGUCCGGCGCCAACCUGGACGAGUACCGCGUCCAGACCGCGGCGGGCGAGAUCCCGGGCCCGGCCCCGGCCCCGGGGGGCCGCCAGUACAAGCUCGUGACGUUCCUCCCCGACGACCCGGAGAACCCCAAGAACUGGAGCAAGGCGUACAAGUGGUACUGCACCAUGGUCGUCGCGCUGACGUGCUUCGUCGUCGCGUUCGCGAGCAGCGUCAUCACGGCUGAUGUCGGGGGCGUCGUGGAGGAGUUCGGGGUUAGCUACGAGGUCGCGUUGGUCAGCAUCUCGGUCUUCGUCGUUGGGUUUGGAGUUGGGCCCAUGGUUUUUGCGCCGUUAUCUGAGGUGUUUGGCAGAAGGGUCAUAUAUGGUUCCACGCUCUUUAUGGCAGUAAUAUUCAUCAUCCCCUGCGCCGUGGCGAAGAACAUCGAGACCUUGUUGAUCUGCCGAGCCAUCGAUGGCAUUGCCUUCUCGGCACCCAUGACGCUCGUCGGAGGCACACUGGCGGAUCUCUGGCGAAACGAGGAACGCGGUGUCCCCAUGGCCGCGUUUUCCGCAGCCCCCUUUAUCGGCCCCGCAAUCGGUCCAUUGGUCGGUGGGUUCCUAGCUGACGCAAAAGGCUGGCGCUGGCUGUACUGGAUCCAGCUCAUCCUCGCCGCCGCCGUCUGGAUCCUCAUCACCUUCACAGUUCCCGAGACAUACACCCCGACGAUCCUAGCCAGGCGAGCCAAGAAGCUGCGCAAGGAGACCGGCGAGUCGGACCACGUCACUGAGCAGGACCUCGACAUGCGUCCCCUGACCGAGCGGCUGGGCAUUUUCCUCAUCCGGCCCUUCCAGCUCCUCUUCCGCGAGCUCAUCGUCUUCCUCAUCAGCAUUUACAUGUCGGUCCUCUACGGGCUCUUGUACAUGUUCUUCGUCGCCUUCCCGAUCAUCUACCAGAAGGGCAAGGGAUAUUCGGCGGGUAAAACGGGCCUCAUGUUCAUACCCGUCGCAGUCGGCGUCCUUCUCUCAGCAGUGUGCUCCCCGAUCGUCAACAAGCACUACCUGACCCUCGUUCGCAAGCACAACGGCCACCCGCCGGCCGAGGCGCGCCUCGUGCCCAUGAUGCUCAGCUGCUGGCUGAUCCCGAUCGGGCUCUUCAUCUUCGCCUGGUCGUCGUACCCGCAGCUGUCGUGGGCGGGGCCCGCCAUGGGCGGCUUCCCCGUCGGCUUCGGCUUCAUCUUCCUGUACAACUCGGCCAACAACUACAUGGUGGACUCGUACCAGCACCAGGCGGCGUCGGCGCUCGCGGCCAAAACCUUCAUCCGAUCCUUCUGGGGCGCCGCCGUCGUCCUGUUCACCGAGCAGAUGUACGACCGCCUGGGCGACCAGUGGGCCUCGAGCCUGCUGGCUUUCAUCAGCCUUGCCUGCUGCGCCAUCCCGUUUCUGUUCUGGCGGUACGGUGCCAAGAUCCGGGAGAGGAGCAAGUAUGCGUACUCGGGCGACGAUGAAGGGACUGGUUCGGCGGCGUCGUCGUCCGAGGAUGAUGUCGAGAAGGGGAAGGGGGCGCCGGCGGAUCCGGAGCAGCUUGUUCACGAUGAGGAGGAUUUGAGGAGGGCGAGGAGCUAUGUUAGCAAUCCUUGAACAACUGGAUAGGAGAAGAAAAAAGGAAAGGGAAAGUCAGACACCAAUCAUUCUCAAGGGUCUGGUGUGGGUGAGAGUGGAGAGAGAGUUAAUGCAUAUUGCCACGAUUUUUAUCAUCAUACCCAAUAGAGAUUUAAUAGAACAGUACAAGAUGUUAAAGAAAGAGAUGAUUAAUAGAGAGGGCAUCCCAGGUUAUCCUGCCAUUCCAUGUUUG
Phialemonium atrogriseum is the source of this 2253-nucleotide messenger RNA. Its product is annotated as major facilitator superfamily domain-containing protein. Gene Ontology annotation, molecular function: transmembrane transporter activity. Gene Ontology annotation, biological process: transmembrane transport. Lineage: Eukaryota; Fungi; Ascomycota; Sordariomycetes; Cephalothecales; Cephalothecaceae. The coding region runs from base 186 to 2039 and encodes 617 amino acids. The transcript has 5 exons. Gene Ontology annotation, cellular component: plasma membrane. The record is from RefSeq and is a predicted model, not a curated record.